Messenger RNA from Oryzias latipes (Japanese medaka), 7108 nucleotides. It is a transcript of the gene xkr7b, whose product is annotated as XK, Kell blood group complex subunit-related family, member 7b. The record is from RefSeq and is a predicted model, not a curated record. Gene Ontology annotation, cellular component: plasma membrane. NCBI's taxonomy places the organism in Eukaryota, Metazoa, Chordata, Actinopteri, Beloniformes, Adrianichthyidae. Gene Ontology annotation, biological process: engulfment of apoptotic cell; phosphatidylserine exposure on apoptotic cell surface; apoptotic process involved in development.
UCUUUCUCUCCUAUUCUAACCAACAUGGCCGCUAAGUCGGAUGGAGCAGCGGUGUCUGUGGAGGAUGACAACACGCCCAGGAGCCUCUCGGAGCCGGGGAACCCCGCCGCCCGGCCCCGCUGCAGCGCCACGGGCGGGAAGCCCUACACGCUGCUGGACUGCUGCUGGGUGCUCUGCGCCCUGCUCGUCUUCUUCUCCGACGGCGCCACAGACCUGUGGCUGGCCGCCGACUACUACCUGAGAGGCGACUACUGGUGGUUCGGCUUGACGCUGGUCUUUGUCGUGGUGCCGUCCGCCGUCGUGCAGGUGCUGAGUUUCAGGUGGUUCAUGUAUGACUACACGGAGCACGGCGCCGCGGACGGAUCCGCGAGCGGCAGCGGUGGCUGCGCGGCGGUGGCGGCGGGCGGUUCGGCGACAGCGGGCGACAACGCGUUCAGCACCAAGGACAGCGACCAGCGCGGAGCGAGCGCGGCAGCGGGAAACGCUGCGAAUGUUACCCCGGUGUACACGUCCUCCACCCUCCCUGCCACGGCUGGGAGGGUCGGCACCCCCCGGAGGUGCUGCACCAUCUGCAUGUGGGUGUUUCAAACGGUGCUCCACGUCCUCCAGCUGGGGCAGGUCUGGAGGUACAUCCACGCCCUCUACCUGGGCGCCCAGAGCCGCUGGCACAGCAACGGGCCCCGCCGCCACUUCCACUGGAGGCUGAUGUUCGAGAGCGCUGACAUCACCAUGCUCCGCCUGCUGGAGGCCUUCCUGAAGUCAGCUCCACAGCUUGUUCUGCAGCUGAGCAUCAUGAUCCACGGAAACGGCGUCCUUCCUCUGCAAGGCCUGUCGGCUUCCGCCUCCCUGGUUUCACUGGCCUGGAUGAUCGCCUCCUACCAGAAGGUUCUCCGGGACUCUCGUGACGACAAGCUCCCCAUGUCCUACAAGGCUGUGAUCGCUCAGAUGCUGUGGCACUUCUUCACCAUUGGGGCGAGGACUGUAGCCUUCGCCCUAUUUGCCUCCGUCUUCCAGCUCUACUUUGGCAUUUUCAUCGUCAGCCACUGGUGUGUCAUGACCUUCUGGAUUAUCCAGGGUGAGACAGACUUCUGCAUGUCUAAGUGGGAGGAGAUCAUCUACAACAUGGUCGUGGGUAUCAUCUACAUCUUCUGCUGGUUCAACGUCAAGGAGGGCCCCAGCCGUUUCCGCAUGGCGCUCUACUACUCUGUGACGCUGGCUGAGAAUGUGGCUCUGACAGCUGCCUGGUACACCUACCGUGGCCCGCAAACCACAGACUCAUCCGCCCUGGUGGUGGUUUGUCUGGUGGCCUGCAGCUUUGCCCUCGGGACCUUCUUCAUGUUGGUGUACUACUGUUGGUUGCACCCAGAUGGGCCUGUUUUAGGCUCCCAGUGGGGAGGAUGUGUGGAUGAGGGUGUGGUGGGUGCAGGAGGGGUGGUCGGAGUGAUUGACGCUUGCCUUACUCCAUCCCAAGGUUCCCAAACAGACAUGGUCAUCACCAGUCCUCCAAGGACUCUGCCCAGGACUAAAGACACAGGGGAACCAGUUCCUGGGGAGAGGGAGAGAGACAGGGACAGCUGUCUGCCUGUCUUCCAGGUGAGGCCCUCCCCUUCCGCCUCUCCUGCUCUCCUUCAUAGGAACUCCUCCUUAUCCCGCGCACAGGAGGGGCCUGUAAUUAGGAUUGAUCUACCAAGAAAGCGAUACCCAGCCUGGGAUGCACACUUUAUCGAUCGGCGUCUCCGCAAAACCAUUCUCCUUCUGGAGAACACAUCAGCUGUCAGCCCGCGCAUACAGUACAGGAGUAGCAUGAUGGGCAGCAAAGAAGUAUUAGAAUACGAGACGACUGUUUAGGCCAACUGAGGCUCUCAAACUUCAAAAUGCAGUCUGAGACCAAGGCUUAGACUGGGAUUGGUCCUCUUUGUAGGACUGCCUACACCAGGAGAUGCAUGAAAGGAAGACAGUGCAUCAAUCAGGAGAGGAGUUUGUUAGAAGCUAACUGAAAAAUGUGAUGUGCAAUCUGGGACCAAGAGGGGUUAAGGAGUACGUAGCAAAAUGAGCCAUGGGAAGCUUCAGGAGGAACACUGGACUGUGUUCGUCUCCAUUUGUUUAUAAUGACUUGGAGAAGAGAUUUUCAGUCUCACAGCUGGGACCAACAAGCGCAAGAUUUGCUUUCCUCCAGGAUGGCCACUUCAACAUCUAAGACGUCAUGGAAGAGUUGAAGUCAUGGAGAAUGCAGAGAGAGUCCUCUGCAUGAUUUUAAGCCUCGGAACCCAAAGACACAACAGACUUGUGUAACAUAAUAAAAGAGUUGUUGCUGGUAGAUGCAUGGGAUGUGCAAAUAUUUUGGUUUGUGGAAAAAAGACAAAAAAAAUGGAAACUCGUUGAUAACAAAGUCACAAGGGUGAUUUGUCAAUCAAAGAUGUCAAGGCAUCUUACUUUAGACAAUUUAGUUUGCAAGACAGAAAUUUCUGUAGCUCCAAAUCACAAAUUCAUUGAGGAGUUGACAAGCACAGUGACCUUGAAAGAACAGAUAAAAGAUGAAUGUGCUCUUCAUCCUGCCAUCCCAUAAUGCUUUCUGAAAUUUGGGAAACUCUCACAAACGUGUGGAAGUUGUCCUAUAAGUCUUCAUUUUACUCCAGUCUCAUUGGAUUCAUUGAUUUUUAACGAGGUGUAGGCCCAGAAGGUCUAUAAGAUGUCCACUUGAGAAAAAAUCAUCUGUGUUCCAAAAGCAGCCAGAGAAAAAUUCGCACUUAUGUACCGUAACACCCAACCCAGGAAAGAAAGAAAAAAAAUGGCGAGUUGAUUUCGAGAUGUCAACGUGCGUCUUUUAUGAUGGCCGCCAACAACAUGGAUGCUGUUCCUCUCCACGACCAGAUCUGUUGUGUCUGUUUUAAAUAACUACAGAUGUCAAAUACUGUAUAAGCUCUUAUAAUAAGCAGUAGUUAGGUAAUGAAUGCCUUUUGAGAGACAAAUCGUCAUUUACCCUUAGUAUAAAUAUUGUCCACUGUUUAGAGAACUCACGUAGGACAGAAAGGAAAUUAGGAGUAAUGUUUACCCUGCUGUGAAAGGUUGUUUUUUUUGUCUGGGUUCAUCAGUUGAAAAUUCAAAAGCUGUGAAAAAAGAGGUAAAACACGGCAAAUAUCUGUUUUAAUUCAAAAAGACAUAUAGUAGAUGGCUCCCUAAAAAGUGUCAGAAUGAAUCCUCCACAGCUUUUUUUCAGAUGUUGCUGAGAUUUCAGUUUCCUCCCUGUGGCAGUGAAGGUAUUUAGCAUAAACACUGUCAGCUCCAUAGACUGUAUAUUAUAAGUGGAUGUGGCCACUGAACACGAGUUGUAAAAGCCAAUGAGGAAGUGCCUUAAAGUGCUAUAACAGGAUAAGGUUACCAAGGAUUGGCAUCAAACUGUUUUCUUAACAUGCAAUUGGGGAGAGUUUCUGUUUUUGAAAUACCAACAUUUCUAAAUCACUGAAACAUUUUCUAAAAUUUUAUUGCCAUGAGGUUUUUUUUUAAAAGGAUCCCAAAAAGUUGCAAUAGAAGAAGUAUUUUUUUAUGUUAAACACCAGUUACUGCUUAAAAAAUGAUGUUACAGUGGUUUAAUCCAUUUCUUCUAUGCAGUUUGUGUUUUUGCUACUCUGUGGUGUUUAACCUCUAACCUUUUUUCUAAAUUUUGUCUUUUGAGCAUCCAUUCUUUUCUCCAAUUUGAUCCAACAAUAUUUCUAUGUCUAUCUAUGGUCACUCAUCUUUUUGCCCAGGGAUUGUCUCGUAAAACAUUACUGAAGUUGCCAAAAGAGCGACACAGCAAAUCCCUUUAGCUUCUGUUACAAACACCAACAGUCGACUGAUGGAGAGACCGACUUCACAGGUCAUAGAGUACAAACAGUUCAUUUGAAGACUUAAUUCAUUUUAAUGAUCAGUAGGGGGGCUAAAGAAAGAACAGCUAAAAAAAAAAAACACUCAUGAAAGUUAACAUCUUAGUGUUUCACAACAGGUUUUUUUUUUCUUGAUGCUUUUCUUUGAAGUUUUAAUCAAAGACCUUCUUUUCCCUUAUUAGUCUGCUCAUGUAUUUUCUUUUGGGUUUUUUUUCUCUUAUUUUUAGGGAAUUUGUGGGAAGUAGAGUGGCACAAAUCUACUGCAGUGGACUAAUAAAGGUUCUAGUUUAAAAAAGAAUCAGAGAAAAAUUCUACAAUUAAUGCUAUGCAUGGGGAUCAUAGAAAGUACAUGUUUUACUUUAUUUCAAAAGUACUUUAAUGCUUGAAUACAAAUAAAUGUUUACAGUGGGUGUUGUCAGUCAGUAAAAGUCAAAUUGAGUGGAGACCCUGUGGAAAAUCCUUGGUGUUAAAUCAUCUCAGAAGACUUGAUGUGGACACUCAGUGAUAAUCUUUACAGUCUGAGGCAGUCAAAAUCUCAUGAAUUAAAGCUACACUUUUCCCCCCAAAAUCUUGAUUAAGCGUGAACCCCCAAAAAACGAUGGGUUAUUUAGAAUUCUCAAAAACUUUUUUUUCCUUUGACCUCCACUCUGAGUAAAUGCUGGCUUAGCUUUGUCGUGGAUUUGAACGUUUUAAGCAUCUGAGCCCAACUGUGCUGAAGAACCACGAUUCACCCGUGUGUAACUUCUCUCAGACCUGAUUGCAGGUGUCGUUUUUUCACUCGCACCAAACAAUAGGAGGUGAUUGGCUUUCUAGUUGUCAGUUUACCAUCAACCUUUUGUUAGUGUUUCAUCAGUCAAUAAACAGAAAGAAAUACACCUAGAAUCAAAGUCAUCUUUCUGUGCUAAAAAUCUGUCUCAUAUUUUCUAUUGUUUUAUGUCCUUAGAGCACGUUUUGGCACCAUUUUUGGGUUGUGCUUUUAAGUUAACUGUUUUAGCAAUGGAGAUGUUGGCAGGAAAACACCUUCAACCAUUUAUGCGAUCGACUUGAAUCAAAGACUUUUCAAAUCAGCUUUGCACCAAUAUUCAACAUAUUACUAAAGUGUUUUGACACGUUAGUAAUAAAGUGUUGCAUAUCAGCACAACGCUGCUUUUCUGUGCUUCAGAAUUCACUGGAAUUGCAUUACUUGUCUAAACGAUUGGAAGAGUUAUACUAGUUGAAAGAAUGUCAACACUCCAAUGUUAAAGGGUUAAGCAACUGGCGUUCAACCUCAUCAAUUUAGAGAACAGCGCCCAGAUACAUUUAACAAUCAGAUCAAAUGCAUUGGCUGCCACGAGUCCACUGAACUCUGCUCAGACCAUGGACCUUGUUUGCCCCCAAAUCAUGACACAGAAACUGAAAACCAGACCAAGUGUUUUGUUUAAAGCUUUAGCUUCCCUGAGCAGAGAGAUCGCAGCACCCAACAGACCAGACACACUGGGGCAGAUUAACUGAUAUGUGUGCUCCCCUAGUCUCUGAUUGUCUAUGGCUGGGGAACAUUUUAUAUUUUUUAAAAUAGUAUUUUAAAAAUUGGCCUUCGAAAUAAUCUCUACUAAUACAAUAUAAAGGUUUUUUGAGAUGGUAGAAAUGGGACAUAUAAAUGUUUGGGUUUUUUUCUCUCUUUUGUGAGCAGGUUUCAAAAAUGUGAAAACAAAUAUAUGUCUCAGUCCAAGACAUAAUUUAAAUGUUACUAGAGGGUCGAACUAGCAGUAACAACGCGUUCCUUCAUGCAUUGUAACAAACGAAAGACGCUAAUGUUGGAAGUUACUGGGCGACAAACCACAGCACAAAAACACUCUGCCAAGGCACACUAAAAGUUUAAAAAAUGGUUGAUUCUAGUUGGUUAUGAAUGAAGCACUAAUGUAGAUUUGUAAAUGGAUUUUUUUCAGUUUGAGCAGGUUCUUUCUGCUACUAUCUGGUGCCAAAAGCACCAUGUGGUCAGAGUAUCCAAUGUGCUGUCAACUUUCAUUUUUGCGGAUGAUGCACCUGUACACUCUGUGAUGUUUAGAAGAUAAGCCUGUGAUUUCAAAUGGUUCCAAAAAGCAGCUUAUAUACUUGCAUUGAAGGAAACUAUGGAGAAAAGGCUUCUCUUUCUCUUUGUUAGACAUCUUAUUUUGGCGGACAAGUCCUCCCUAAUAAUCUAAAUUAUUUUCAUCUGUAGAUGUACUUUCAUUUUUAUCUUUACUUUUGGGGAUCACCUUACUUGUCACACCAUGCAAUGCCUUUUUGUUUUGUGCAGGCACCCAGACUGCUGUACUGUAGGAGUUUGUACUCAUUCUUUCCUCAUGUUCAUAGGAUUAAAGCAAGUAUAAGAUGGGUUCUGGCGCUAACUAACUAGCUGUGAGUGAACGCUCAACUGGGGGAGGGGUUUGUCUCUUCGCCAUAAACAAUACUGGUGAUUCUGGACAUUUAUGAAUCCAAGCUGAUAAACAGGGGAUGUUCCUGGUCCGGUUGGGCCAAAGUUGUGAUCCUUGUGAGAGCUUGAGUCAGUGGUAACAUUCACAGAAAUGUUAUGGUGCUGAAAACAAAGACUCUUAUGUCGUGCAUCAUGCCGAUCGUGAUUGGGCAAUGUACAGAUGACUCAUACAUGAAUCAUCCAAUCACUGGCCAAGGGAGGUUUUGUUUUCCCUGAAUAGGUAAUGAAACAGUUCUUUGUUGUUUUUGGGUAAUAAAUAGUUACUAGUGUUGCGCUGGUUAUAUAUCGACUUGAACAAAAGCAGUAAAAGGAUUUUAAAACUCAAAUCAUCUUUUACUAUUGAGGUAUUCAUGUUUAUUUAUUUUUGUAUUUGUUUUAUAUCUAUGUAUUGUUUACUCACUGGGUGGCCAUGUCUUUGGUAUGACUCUUAUAUUAAGAUGUAAAAAGUGAAAAUAGAUUUUUUUUUUUUACUCAUUCUAUAUAUCUGUAAAUAUCAGAGUGAUGCUAAUCUAGAAUGUGCGUGUCCGAGUAUGUGUGCUUUGGUAUGUAAGUAUGUCUUGUAUGUAAAGUAUGUAUGUACUAUAAGGAUGUGCUCUAAGAUUUUUUUGUUUUUUUGUUUUUUUUUUUCAAAAUGCUGCUUAAACAUCCUCUGAAUGAAGGAGCAGAAAAACAAACCAGUGGUUAAAAUAUCUAUGAUGAUGUUAAAAAAAAAUAGAAAAUGAAAAAGCUGUGCUGAUUACUGUAGAUGGGAUAAAAGCUGUAGUAAACAUGGCUGAAUGGCCUUCAAAAUAAA